UGACAAAGAUCAGUUUGAAAACGAAAGUACACGGUGGCGGGUAAUCAAACGAGUGUUUAAGCGUGUAAAAUUAGUGAGGAUGAAACUCUCCGUGUACAACACGAUUAUUGAAAUUAUGCACAAGCACAAUUCUCGGGAUUGCUUACCGCUCAUUGUGAAGGAAUUUCCCGACUUUUCUAUAUCUACGAUUGGAAGUAUAUACGCUCAAGAUUAUCAAAAGAAAAUGAGGAAAACACAUCAUAUCCAUUACAAUCCUAUGAAAAUGGAGAUGUACUAUGAACAAUACUUAGAAGGAGUUCAAAAUAAAGAGAGACAUAUAUUAUUAAAAAUAGCUAAUGGGAUAGAACUGUCUCCGGCGUUGUUAGCAAGAAUGAUUCUUGAAAGAUAUUUGUCAUCAACCAAAUAUGGCGGAGAAAAUCCACCCAGGAGCUAUGUUACAAAGUUAAUGAAAGACAAUACGCUUAUUAAUGACCCAAUGCUGGCUUCAGAAAUUCAUGGGUGUUUAGUUAGUGAUGAUCAUUACGGCCCACACGUGGACAACAUAAAACAAUCCAUUGGACAUGAGCAUGAAUGUAAACUAAACAGAAUAUUGGAUUCACUCAAUUUGGCGUACAUCGGAGAAGAUCAGAUGAGAACUAGAGGUUUUGAUAAAACUCCUGAUGUUAAAUUAGAAGUUCCAUUUAGUGUUGAUGGUCAUGUAAUUAAUUGGAUAGAAAGCAAAGCCUCGUUUGGGGAUGAGUAUAGUCACAGGGGUUAUUUGAAGGAUCAGUUCUGGAGUUACUGGAAUAGGUUUGGUCCUGGUAUGGUCAUUUACUGGUUUGGAUUUAUUGAAGAGCUGGACACAGACAGAGAAAAGGGAAUCAUUUUGAGUGACAAUUUCCCAGAAAAUAUUGUGCGGAUGAACCCCAUAAUGAAAUGAAUUAUGUUAAAGUAAUCAACCAGUAUUGUCUAAAAAUGUUUAAUAUUGAUCUUAAUAAACCUUAUUCUUAUUUGUAAAA
Molecule: messenger RNA, 998 nt
Organism: Magallana angulata
Lineage: Eukaryota; Metazoa; Mollusca; Bivalvia; Ostreida; Ostreidae
Product: CDAN1-interacting nuclease 1-like
Exons: 1
Coding region: 80-919 (279 amino acids)
Source: RefSeq, a predicted model, not a curated record